Molecule: messenger RNA, 745 nt
Organism: Balaenoptera ricei (Rice's whale)
Lineage: Eukaryota; Metazoa; Chordata; Mammalia; Artiodactyla; Balaenopteridae
Gene: CYTL1
Product: cytokine like 1
Exons: 4
Coding region: 15-422 (135 amino acids)
Biological process (GO): positive regulation of transcription by RNA polymerase II
Source: RefSeq, a predicted model, not a curated record
GCCGCCUUUGCACCAUGACCCCCCAGCUGCUUCCCCUGCUGCUGCUGCUAUUGGCCGGCCCCCCCGCCGCUCAGCCGGUUCCCCCGACCUGCUACUCCAGGAUGCUGGCCCUGAGCCGGGAGAUCACCGCUGACUUCCAGAGCCUGCAGGCCACGGAGCCUUCGGAGCUGUGUGUGAGAUACCUGCCCAGGUUGUACCUGGAUAUACACAAUUACUGUGUGCUGGCUAAGCUGCGGGACUUUGUGGCAUCGCCCCAGUGUUGGAAGGUGGCCCAGGUAGAUGCCUUGAAGGACAAAGUGCGGAAACUGUACACCAUCAUGAACUCGUUCUGCAGGAGGGAUUUGGUGUUCCUGUCGGAUGACUGCAAUGCCUUGGAAUACCCAAUCCUAGUGACCACAGUCCUGCCAGAUCAUCAGAGCUAAGGCAGCUCAGACCAGAGAGAGACCCCUGGGGGACUGAAGUUAUGUCAGCUGCCCAGACACAAUGGGCUAAAGUCAUGGCCCCCACAGGUCUCCCUGAAACUGUCAUGUGUCUCUCCACCUUCUGGAAAACAAGGCUUGUGCUCCUACCCUAGAACCGAUUUUUAACACAGUUAAAAGCCUUGCUUCUCCUUCCCCUUGGUUUUGUCUUACCAGGAUGGUUAGGUACACAAGCAUGUUGAUUUGAUCACUAAGAAGAAAAGGGCAAACCAGCUUCUUUUUUAUGAACAACUAGCUUGAGAACAAGCAAAAUAGUAUGUUUGCAG